Penicillium taxi is the source of this 1137-nucleotide messenger RNA. RefSeq lists its product as uncharacterized. NCBI's taxonomy places the organism in Eukaryota, Fungi, Ascomycota, Eurotiomycetes, Eurotiales, Aspergillaceae. The transcript is spliced from 3 exons. Bases 1 to 1137 code for a protein of 378 amino acids. Gene Ontology annotation, cellular component: nucleus; proteasome regulatory particle, lid subcomplex; cytoplasm. Gene Ontology annotation, biological process: ubiquitin-dependent protein catabolic process. Gene Ontology annotation, molecular function: proteasome binding; endopeptidase activator activity; ubiquitin binding. The record is from RefSeq and is a predicted model, not a curated record.
AUGUCAGAUCCCAUCAUUACCUUCAAAGCAGGUAUCUGCGACCUCGACGCCCAAACAGGAAAUGUGAAGCCCAAGCCUACACCGGGUUAUAUCUACCUUUAUUCUGAAGAUGAGCUGGUCCACUUUUGCUGGCGCCCCCGCAGCUCCCCUCUCGAUGAACCCGAGCUUGACUUGGUGAUGAUUCCCUCCGAUGGAACCUUUAUGCCAUACAAGCCGUCCGGAAAAGAUGCCACAACUGGUCGUGUGUUUGUUUUGAAGUUCUCGUCAAGCUCUCAGCGUUAUCUGUUCUGGCUACAGUCUCUUUCCCAGCAUGAGAGUGGUGAUCCCAGCUGGUUCAGCCCCCGCGACCUAAAGUUGGGUGAGAUUGUCGAUCUUUUGUUGAACGGUGAAGAUGUGGAGCAGGAAAUUGCCAAUUUACCUUCCGGGCGUCGGCCCUCUGGCGGUGACGACGAUGAAACCAUGGAAGAUGUUGACCAAGACCCGGCCCUUGGUGCAGGCAGUGGUGGAGCCGGUGCAGAUGCAACUGGAGGUGAUGUCCGCGAAGAGGGCCAGGAGUCGCGAGAAGGUGGCGCUGAUGGCGGACGAGCAGAGGCCACAGACUCGGAUCCAUCUUUUGUAGUACAAGACUUUUUGAGAUCCUUGGGCGGGCAACGCCAGCGCCAGUCUCAGGAUCCCGAACGACCAUCGACAACACUCCAAGAACUACUGACUCCUCCCACCACAAUACCAUUCAUUGAUUCUGCCGAUGACGCCACUGCUGAUCACCUUUUGAACUUCCUACCACCGACACUGCUUCUCCUAUCUCAAGGCAAUGCUGAGGCUGCCGAAGCAGAUACCGAUCCCGAACUCGCCCAGGCAGCUCUUCUAUCGCUUUCACUCUCUCAAAAGAAAGAUAUUCUCCGCAAAGUGUGCCGGUCGCCUCAGUUCAUGCAAAGUCUGGGCAGUCUCACUGUGGCUCUCCGUGAUGGCGGGCUUCCUAGUAUCAGCGAGGCUUUACAGAUUCAAGUGGCAAAUGGGGGAUAUAUGCGUCGAGGAGGCGUUCCCCUUGGCGGAGGUGAUGCCGUGGAAGCUUUCCUGGAUGGCGUUCGACAAAAUGUCAAGACUAAAGAUGAGUCGGAUAAGAUGGAAACGGAUUGA